AUGAAUUUUCCUUCACAUAAAAAUGAAAUCAAAUUUAAAAAAUGGGGCUUGAUAACAUAUAGACCUCCUGCUUAAGAAAUGAAUGGUAUUUAAAGAAGAUAAUAUUUUAGACAGAUUAAUAAUAUCAAAUGUUCCUGAUUUGAAUAUA
Molecule: messenger RNA, 148 nt
Organism: Paramecium sonneborni
Lineage: Eukaryota; Ciliophora; Oligohymenophorea; Peniculida; Parameciidae
Source: the annotation of a GenBank genome assembly